Molecule: messenger RNA, 774 nt
Organism: Penicillium verhagenii
Lineage: Eukaryota; Fungi; Ascomycota; Eurotiomycetes; Eurotiales; Aspergillaceae
Product: aminoglycoside phosphotransferase family protein
Exons: 1
Coding region: 1-774 (257 amino acids)
Source: RefSeq, a predicted model, not a curated record
AUGUCCGACCCCGAUGUUGAUCCUCCACGAGGAAUGCGCGAGUCUGUUCCAAAGGAUACAACAUCCUCACAUCACUCGGUUGAUCUGCAAGAGCAAGAGGAAUGGACCGCAAAAACAGCCGAAAGACAAUAUUAUCGUCGUGAUGCCAUGUUCAUCAAAAGGAGUCUACGACCUAGCGAAUACAUGACUACAAUCAAAGGGAACCCUCACAUCCCACGGCUAGGAAAAGAAAGACUCCAAAACGAGGCCGAGGCUCUACGAUUUAUCCGCCGUGUAAGCGACAUCCCCGUUCCGACUGUGUACGGUUCAUUUGAAGUGGACGGUUCCUACUUUCUCAUCACGCAAUACAUCGAUGGUGUUGGCAUGUCUGAGCUUCCAAAAGAUCAGAAAGAGCUCGUAUGGCCUGAGAUCAGUCAGCAUCUUAAGACUCUUUAUGAGAUCAAGUCACCCAGAAUCGGCGGGCCUUCUGGGAUCGUGAUUCCCCCAUAUCGGGUUAUGGACUGUACUAAGAAUGACUCCUGGACCCUGAAGUUAGCUGAGACCCCGGAGUAUGUUUUCUGUCACAAUGAUCUUUCUCAGCACAACAUCAUCAUUGAUCCAGUGACGCUGAAGAUCAACGCCAUCAUAGAUUGGGAAUAUGCAGGUUUCUUCCCAGAACACUUCGAAGCACCAUUCUACAAAAGACGUGGUCCUUCGGUUGCAUUAGAUGGUGAACCGGAUGAUGUACCGGAGUUACUUCGAUUUCUCAAUUCCCGUUCGACAUUGGUUGAAUGA